Messenger RNA from Eimeria necatrix, 669 nucleotides. RefSeq lists its product as hypothetical. Bases 1 to 669 code for a protein of 222 amino acids. The transcript has 2 exons. The record is from RefSeq and is a predicted model, not a curated record. Lineage: Eukaryota; Apicomplexa; Conoidasida; Eucoccidiorida; Eimeriidae.
AUGCACGCAGCCAGGCACCUCGAGUUCGCAGUUCGAGCCACUGCAGCAGCAGGCCGUUGGGACUUGGCCGUGGAGGGUGCCGCGGCCUUUCUGGAGAGUCGCGGGCGCUUCAUCGCUGAGGUGUACGUACACCCCAGCGACUUGGCCGCGCGCAAAGCCCGCCUUCACUUCUUUCACUUUUCUCUUUCCCGCGCCCUCGAACUCUUGGCUAGCCAGCUAGCCACCAGCUCCCUCCGAGCUAGCCAAGCCCUUCAGUGGAUUCGCCUCGACUUCGAAAAGGCAUGCAAGGCUUUCUGCCCCUCCUGCGGGGACCCGGGGGGCCCCCCGGGGGGCCCCCCGGGGGGCCCCUUGGGGGGCCCCUUGGGGAGCCCCCUGGGGGGCCCCUUGGGGGGCCCCUUGGGGGGCCCCUUGGGGGCCCCCUUGGGAGGCCCCUUGGGGGGCCCCCCUGGGGGCCCCCCGCCGGGGGCCCCGGGGGGGCCCCCGGGGGACCCCGGCGGGGGGCCCCUGGGGGCCCCCCGGCCCGUGGACUUGGAGGUGCUGCUGGAAGAGGAAAGGGCCUUUGCUGCUCUCAAAAGAGAUUUAAAUAAAUUCAAAAAGACUUUUUUGAACAGCUCGGGGCCCCAGCAGCCAGGGGGUGUACAGACACCUCAAACUGCAGAGACAGAAUAA